AUGGACCAUGCUAUAUUUAGCAGUACGGGUGAUAUUUGGAUUUUUUUUAAAGCCUCUAUUUCGUGUCGUAAAGUAGGAGAAUCUAAUCAACAUUUGUCGUUACAAAUUGAUUCUGCAUUAUUUGCGGUCCCUAUUAUUUUUUCAUUUGUGCACGCCAAGUGUACUGCCCUUCAACGAGUAGAAUUAUGGGAUAGCCUUCUUGCGGACAAGCCGACUCAGUCUGCCUGGCUUCUUGUGGGGGAUUUUAAUGUCAUUGUCUCGGAGGAGGAGAAAAGGGGUGGGGUGCCGUUUACACCAGAGGAAGGUUGGGAAUUGUUGAACUUUAUGUCUCAAGCUGGAAUUUUUGAUGUGGGGUAUUCAGGGUCUAUUUUCACAUGGUGCAACAAUAGAUAUGGUCGGGCGCGUAUUUGGAAGAGAUUAGACAGGUUGCUUAUGAAUCAGGUUUCUUCCAACCUAGGCUUAGGUUUCGAUGUACAACAUUUGUGUAGAGACCCAUCAGAUCACGCUCCAUUGUUAUUGUCGGCUCAUACAAAAUUGGAUAACAAACCAAAGCCUUUUCGUUUUUUGAAUUUCUGGACAUCCAAACCAGAACUGUUGGACGUGGUUAGGUGCAACUGGAUUGGGAAUUUUUCAGGCCCUCCAUUAAAGGUCCUUGCAGCUAAGCUUCGGAAUGUAAAGAUGGCCUUACGAAUGUGGUCGCGCGAGGUAUUCGGUGACAUCUUUGAAGCUGUAAAGGUGGCAGAACAACGUGCUCUCAAUGCUGAGGUUAGUUAUGAUGCUGAUCCGUCUCAGCCAAAUUUAGUUUUAUUACACGAAGCACAAGCCCAGCUAAGGCGUUCACAUGCAACUGAGAAUAUGUUUUGGCAACAAAAAUCUAGGAUUAAGUGGUUAAAGGAUGGCGAUAGGAACUCCAAGUAUUUUCAUUCUGUGGUGGUGGAACGACAAAGUAGAUCAUUAAUCCAUCGCAUCAAGUCGUCUGAUGGGAAGUGGUUGGAUAGCACAUCUGAUAUUGAGGGAGAGGCUGAAUCAUAUUUUAAAUGUUUGUUCACGGAUGAAUCAUAUGCUCAAUCCUUUGAAACUCUUGAGGUUAUUCCUAGAUUAAUCUCCUCACAUGAUAAUGUGAUGUUGGAGAAAAUCCCUUCCAAAGAAGAAGUUAAGUUGGUGGUUUUUUCUAUGGAUGGUGAUAGCGCGGCUGGUCCAGAUGGUUUCUCCGGAAAGUUUUUUACCUUUGCAUGGGACAUUGUGGCUGAGGAUGUAUAUGCGGCAGUUAUUAGCUUUUUCUGUGGGGAGGUUUUGCCUAGAAGUAUCUCCUCAACUUCAAUAGUGUUGAUUCCAAAGUUGCAAUCUCCACAAGACUUUACACAAUUUCGUCCUAUAAGUUUGUGUAACUUUAUCAACAAGGUGAUCUCAAAGAUUUUGUCGGAUAGAUUGUCCCGUCUCCUUCCUAAGAUUAUUUCUCCUCAGCAGAGUGGAUUUGUUAGAGGAAGGCAUAUUUCAGAUAAUUUUUUGCUGGCUCAAGAGCUGAUCUCUGGAAUUCGGCAGCCCAAUCAGGGGGGGAAUGUGGUUUUGAAGUUGGAUAUGGCCAAAGCUUACGACAGAGUCUCAUGGAUCUUUUUGUUGCAAGUACUUCGUCGCUUUGGUUUUAGUGAGCGGUGGAUCGAUAUGAUUUGGCGAUUGAUUUCUAAUGUCUGGUUUUCGGUUCUUAUUAAUGGCUCCCCAUGUGGUUUUUUCCAGUCAACUCGAGGCCUGCGGCAAGGAGAUCCCAUUUCGCCUGCUCUUUUUAUUAUUGGGGCAGAGGUUUUUUCUAGAUCGCUGAAUUCUUUGGUAGGACAGAGAGGCUUCCUUCCCUUCAAGGUCCCUACUUCAUGCCCUAUUGUCACGCAUCUAGCUUAUGCGGAUGACGUGAUUAUUUUUUGCAGUGGAGUUAAGCGUACUUUGAAGAAAGUUAUGAGUGUUUUGGAGAACUAUUGUUGUGUAUCUGGUCAGCAACUUAAUUCUCAAAAAAGUUGCUUUGUUGAUCAUGAUGCUUUGACUUUACCUCGUAAACGUGUCAUUUCACAAAUCUCAGGUUUUCAAGCUAAGUCACUUCCUCUUCGAUAUCUUGGCUGUACUCUCUAUUCAGGGAGAAGGAAAAGCAGUUAUUUUUCAGAUAUCUGCACUUCAGUUGCUAAGAGAAUUCUGUCUUGGAAGGAGAAGCUUUUGUCAUCUGGAGGGAGGUUAGUGUUACUCAAAAAUGUUCUAUCAUCUUUGCCUAUUCAUGUCUUAGCUGCUACAACUCCUCCAAAGGGUGUUCUCCGCACCCUUGAGAAAGCAUUUGCAAAUUUUCUAUGGGGCACAACUGAUAAAGGGUCUCGGUAUCAUUGGAUUGCAUGGGAUUCAUUGUGUAAGCCGUAUGCCGAAGGGGGUGUGGGAGUGAGGGCUUUGACUGAUGUGUUUAAUGCCUUUUCAUUGAAGUUAUGGUGGUCUUUAAGGCAACGUCAGUCUCUUUGGGCAGAAUUUAUGUACAAUAAAUAUUUACAUAAAUUGCAUGCUUGCGAAGCGGAAUUUCAGCCUUUACAAUCGGUAACUUGGAAGAGAUUGGUUACAUAUCAGUCUUUGGCAAAUUCCCAUAUUCAGUGGGUGUUGCAGAAUGGCUUGAUAAACUUCUGGCAUGAGAAUUGGACUGGUACAGGUCCUUUAUGUCAGCAGAUCGACAUUUUUGGAGAUCACACAGUGGCGGAUUUUGUUUCAAAUGGUCAAUGGAACAUUCCAAUGCUUCGACAAUGGCUCCCAGAAAACAUUGUAUCUACGAUUCUACAAAUCAUUCCCCCGGAUGUUGUUUCUAAUCAACCUGAUAGGAUGGUGUGGGAUUUAGAAAUUUCUGGUUCAUUUUCCUUUUCUUCAGCCUAUAAGGUGGUCCGCACCGUUGCCAAUACGUCAAUCUUUUCAUCUACCAUUUGGGUGAAAGACUUGCCAGCAAAAAUCUCAUUCUUUAUGAUGAGAAUGCUGUCUUGGAGACUGCCGGUUCAGGAUGUGUUGCAGCGCUUUGGUGUGUGCGGACCAUCUCGUUGCGUUUGCUGCCAAAAUCCUGGGUUUGAUUCUAUUGAUCAUGUUUUCUGUACAGGUGAAAUCCCUCGCCAAGUUUGGAAAUCGUUUCAGGUUGAUAUUGGCCAGUUUGUCACUCCUUCAACGGUAAAGCAUGCAGUCAUUCAAUGGUGGUUGCUGCCAGCUAAAAACAUUAAGCUUAAACUGGUUUAUCAGCUGCUGCCAUCGCUGAUUUGCUGGCAUCUUUGGAAAGCUAGGAAUAUUGCGGUUUGGGAAGGCAAGGUGUUGUCGGUCAUGCAGAUUAAUACUUUUGUUCUUUCUGAUCUCUAUGACAUUUUCCAAUUACAUUUUACAGACAUUGGAGUUGGAAGGUACUCGUGGCCAUGUUUUUACUCUUCACUGGUGAGUUGGCAAAAACCAUUUAAAUUCAUCCUGGUUAGGUGGAUCCCUCCAGUCUUGACGACAUGUAAACUGAAUACCGAUGGUAGUUCUCUUGGUAAUCCGGGAAGGAGUGGCGGUGGGGGGGUUUUGAGAAAUAGCUCGGGGGUUUUUUUGUUGGGUUUUGCGUGUUAUUGGGGUGUCAUACCGAGUUUACAUUCAGAGUUGAAGGCUUUGUUAUUUGGAGUUAAGCUUUGUGUUAUGCGAGGUUUCUUUUGCUUGCAUUUGGAAUCAGAUUCGUCACUUCUUGUCCAAAUGGUUAAGGGGAUUAGUAGAUGUCCAUGGGAUUUGCAACGAGAGCUGGACCAAUUGCUCACUUUUAGGCAUUUCUUUCAAUCCGUCACUCAUUGUUAUCGUCAAGCGAAUUUGCCUGCAGACCGCUUAUCUAAGGUUGGAACUGAGUUAAAGUCCAACAUAGUGUAUGAUUCAUGGUUGGAAUUGCCACGAUUGGUUCGUGGAGACCUCAAGUUGGAUAGGUUAGGUUAUCCUAAUUUUCGGGUUUACUAA
Coffea eugenioides is the source of this 3969-nucleotide messenger RNA. RefSeq lists its product as uncharacterized. NCBI's taxonomy places the organism in Eukaryota, Viridiplantae, Streptophyta, Magnoliopsida, Gentianales, Rubiaceae. The transcript has a single exon. The coding region runs from base 1 to 3969 and encodes 1322 amino acids. Gene Ontology annotation, molecular function: RNA-DNA hybrid ribonuclease activity; nucleic acid binding. The record is from RefSeq and is a predicted model, not a curated record.